CGGCUUUUGGAGGCGGAAGCGUUUGUCAGUCCCCAGCCGCUCUUCUGCUUUCGCUAUUGCCUUCGUCGUCGCUCGCCGUAGCCGUCAAGAUGCAGAACGAGGAGGGAGACAACGUCGAUCUCUACAUCCCCCGCAAGUGCUCCUCGACGAAUCGGUUGAUUACGUCGAAGGACCAUGCUUCCGUCCAGAUCAAUGUUGGGCAUCUUGACGAGAAUGGCGUCUACAGGGGCAACUUCACCACGUUCGCACUGUGCGGCUAUGUCCGUGCGCAGGGCAGUGCUGACAGUGCACUCGAUCAGCUGUGGAUGAAGAAGAAGGCGGAACUUGGUCAAUGAAUAUAUAUAUAUCUCGUCACAAACAGAACUGCCCGGUAAACCGUAGGUAGAGAGAGAGAAGAGGACAACAAACGAGGGGCUGUGAC
Messenger RNA from Chara braunii, 421 nucleotides. The record is from the annotation of a GenBank genome assembly. NCBI's taxonomy places the organism in Eukaryota, Viridiplantae, Streptophyta, Charophyceae, Charales, Characeae.